AUGGAAGAAAGAAAGUCGUCACUAAAACGGGUUUUCAUCAACAACAUCGACUCCUACUCAUCUAAAUAUAUAUCAAAGUUUCUGUCUGAAUGCGUUGUUGGAGCUCAUAGUGAGGAUGAAGAGGAGGAGGAGUCAGUGGACACCAAUAUUAAUAAAGAAAAAGCCUUUGAGAUAGUGGGAACUGUCUCUGAAGAACCACAGGAGAACAGAGAUUAUGUGUUGGAGCAGUACUAUCAGCUGAAAAGGGAGGAGCUUCUACCCAAACUUCUAGACUGUAAUGUAAUUGUUUAUAACAUUACUCAACACCAGGACCAAGUGGACGAGGCUUUCUGGGCUGUUGCAACCCUUCACAAUGAGUUGGACAAUUUCACUGGGCCAAAGAUGUUCAUCCUUGUGUCCACAGUCAUGACCUGGGCCUGCAGAAAACCCAUUGAUCCAGAGGAUGAGGAGAAGCCUUUCACUGAUGAAGAUUUCCGUCGGCGAAGACCACAUGCAAACUUCAGAGCUCACAAUGAUCUGGAGAAGAGAGUGGUUCAAUUGGGAAAAACAAAUAAACACAUGUUCUCUACUUAUGUGGUGGUGUCGGGAAUGCAGUAUGGAAUGGGAGAGCAGAUCUUUCAUUACUUUUUCAAGACAUCAUGGGAGGGACUGAAAGCUGAAGUUCCUGUUUUUGGAGAUGGCACCAACAUCGUUCCCACAAUCCACAUCAAUGACCUAGCAAGUGUUAUACAGAAUGUGAUUGAACACCGCCCAAGCCCAUACUACCUUUUGGCUGUCGACUAUUCCAGUCACACUAUGGAGGAGAUUGUACAGGCAAUUUCUAAUGAACUUGGACCAGGAAUUAUCAAGAAAAUACCACUCGAGGAGGCCUACCUUAUACGAGAAAUCACUGUCAUGGAAAUUGACUACAUGACGGUGAAUUUGAGAAUGGAGUCGGCCCAUUUGAAAGAGCUGCUGUCUAUUUCUUGGCAGUGUGAGAAAGGACUGGUGGAAAACAUUGGUCAAGUAGUUCAAGAAUACAGACAAUACAGAGGACUACAGCCCAUCCGCAUUUGUGUUAUGGGGCCCCCUGCUGUUGGGAAGAGCACUCUGUCUAAAAUUAUCUGCAAUCACUACAAACUUCAUCAUGUCAAACUGAAGCCAACCAUUACACAGACCCUUGAUAAACUGAAAGAAACAGUGAAUAAAGAUCCUUCAGUGGAGACGAACAGCACAGCAGACGCCCAGGAGCUGCUCAACAGUCUCACUGAAAGUAUGGAGCAGAAUGAAGGUUUUUUGGAAGAGCACCUGCUGCUGAAAGUGAUGAGGGACAAACUGAUGACCAAACCCUGCCAGAACCAAGGCUUUGUUUUGGAUGGAUUCCCCAAAACUUAUGACCAAGUGAAAGAACUCUAUGAAAAUGAUGAGGAAGAAGAGGAUGAAACAGUCUCCAACAAGAUACUGCCAGAGUUUGUGUUUGUCCUCGAUGCCUCCGAUUUGUUUUUGAAAGAACGAGUUAUAAACCUGCCAGAGACGGAGGUGGAGAAGAACAGCUAUGAACCGGAGCUCUUCCUGAAGAGACUGAGCCGAUACAGACAUAGGAACAGUGAAGACUCCACUGUCAGCGACUUCUACGACGAGUUUAACAUCACCACUUUGAACUUGGAAAUCACAAGCAAGGAUGAACCCAGCUGUUUGCAUCUGUUGGAGAAGAUCAUUGAAACUGUAGGUCCAUCUCGAAAUUACAGCCCCACCAUCGAAGAGAUGGAGGAGGAGGAGUGGAAAAAGAUGGAGGAGAAACAGAGGAGUGAGGCACAGAGGAAAGAAGAAGAGGAGAAGAGAGAGGCAGAGGAGGCCAGAGAGAGAGCUGCCCGCUGGGAGGAAUGGUCCAGGUCUGUGGAGCAGUUGCGUCGUGAGGAGGAGGAUCUUCUGGAGGCUGAGACAGCACAGAUGAGGAGUUACCUGAUGGAGCAUGUGAUGCCCACUCUGUCCCAGGGCCUGCUGGCCUGCUGCUCCGCUCAGCCACAAGACCCUGUCCACUUCCUGGCGGAGUAUUUGAUGAACAACAACCCCUUAAACUGGACUAAACUUCCAGACAGUCUGGACGCCGGGCCCGUGGGCUGGGUCCGCGCUGUUUUAGCAGUGGGGGUCGGAGGGCCGCCACCCGUGCGAGAGCCCGUGCUCCACCCGUUCCCGGCUGGGGAUGGUCGACGGUCUGGGCGCCGGGCCCGUGGGCUGGGUCCGCGCCGUCUCAGUAGUGGGGGUCGGAGGGCUGUUGCCCGUGAGAGAGCCCGUGCUCCGCCCGUUCCCGGCUGGGGACGGGAAUAUAAAAAUAUUCCUGACCCGCCAGAGCUUCCAAGUGGUGGCGGUCCCUGGGUCUCCAGGCCAUUGCCCAGGACCUACGCCUCUGUUGUUCGCGGGGGCGUGGGGGUGCGUGUCCCCCCGCCUUCUGACAUGCCCUCUAGGGGAGUCCGGGAGAGGCCUGCCUCUCGGCCUUUGGUAGAACCCUCGGCCCCUAGGUAUCGGUGGGAACCGGCCACAGAUCUGCGAGCGUGGGAACUUUCUCAGAGAGAGAGAGUGAGAGGAAGCGCUCUUUUUCGCCGCGUGUUCCUAGUGGUCGGCGAGCGUGGGAACCGACUCAGAGAGAGACGAGACGAGCGUAUUCACCGAGAUAUUAUGCAGCUUUUAGUGCACGGGGGGCUCAGGGACAACAGCUGA
This is a messenger RNA of Boleophthalmus pectinirostris (great blue-spotted mudskipper), 2697 nucleotides long. Its product is annotated as adenylate kinase 7-like. The record is from RefSeq and is a predicted model, not a curated record. The transcript has 3 exons. Gene Ontology annotation, molecular function: AMP kinase activity; ATP binding. Gene Ontology annotation, cellular component: cytoplasm. Gene Ontology annotation, biological process: nucleobase-containing compound metabolic process. Lineage: Eukaryota; Metazoa; Chordata; Actinopteri; Gobiiformes; Gobiidae. Bases 1 to 2697 code for a protein of 898 amino acids.